This is a messenger RNA of Microdochium trichocladiopsis, 2085 nucleotides long. RefSeq lists its product as uncharacterized. The record is from RefSeq and is a predicted model, not a curated record. Bases 111 to 1988 code for a protein of 625 amino acids. The transcript has a single exon. NCBI's taxonomy places the organism in Eukaryota, Fungi, Ascomycota, Sordariomycetes, Xylariales, Microdochiaceae.
AGGACGGCGGAGACAAGGGAGACAGCAACGAUGCGGACAACAAGGACGACGACGAUGACGAUGAUGAUGACGACGACGACUACUACUACGGAUACGACUACGAAGCUGGCAUGGGCGCAGGGUACGGAUACUAUGGCCAUCAUCUGCCCUACGGCGGUGCCAUCGACGGGCCCAUCAACCUGGGCCUGGGGAUGGGACCUGGCGGAGGCCGGAUGGGCAUGGGCCUGGGGAUGGGUGGGAUGCACCACAACAACUUCAUGGGAAUGCCGAUGGGCCCGCGUAUGAACAACUACAUGGGCAUCGGCGGUGGGCCAAUGAUUGGCGGCUGGUAUGGUGCUGGAAAGUCACUGUACAGCGACGCCCGGCUCAAGGAGAUGGAGGCCUUCACCAAGAAGAAGAUGCAGAGGGAGGGCGUCUCCUACUUUGCCUACAUGACGCUCAUCAACAGCUGGACCUCGUCGACGCUGCUCUUCAUCUUUCAGCAGCUCAAGGGCAGCUUCGUGAGCGACCUACCGAGCGACGGCUUCGACCUGUGCUCGGUCCUGUACGAAGCUGGCACGAUCGACUGCACUGUUCCCGUGCUGCUGCAUCAGGACCGAGGCGCCGAGCUGGCAGGCACCAACGACCUCAGCCUGAUCCAGUACUCCUAUAUGGGCUACUGGCUGGCCCACAGAGCAGCGGCCAGCUUCAAGGAGGACGCCAGGAGCAGCACUGGCAGUGUGGCCAAGGGGGGGCCCGGCUCGUCAUCGGGCACCACCAUUCGGGUCGAGAUCAACCACGAGAGCACCGAGGGUCGCCAGUACUCGCAGCAGCGCGGUGACAAUUUGCCGCCCGUGGAGCGCGACAGCCCUGACACCAUCGAGGUCCGCCCGCAGAACAUGUCGCAGGUGCUCUCGGUCAUGAUCCCGCUGCUGUGCACAUCGCCCGACUUUGGCUCGACGCUCAACUACUCAGUGCAAGGGCUGCGCAAGCUCUUCUCCAUCGACGUCCAGGACCACCAGCUGCCGAAGCCCCCUCGCUUUACGGGGAUUGUCUCGAUCCGCACCCCGGCGUUCGAGGCCCGGAGCCUGGGCUGCCUCCCGCACUCGGACUUCAAGUCGCUGUCGUGGUCGAUCCUGGCCGAGCGGGACCGACACUCGACACUCGCCCUGAAGCACACGACGACACAGACCUGGGAGAAGACGGGGGCCUACCAGCGGCAACAGCAGGUCCAAGACCUACGCGUGCGGCAGCUGCAGUUGGCGAGGGACGCGAGCCAGUGGGUGUUUGAGGAGGCGGCGAUCCGGGUCGACUGCGCGGGCUACGUGUACACGGUGCUCGCCAUCUGCGGAACCAUCGCGCUGGGCGGGCUGAUGCUGGGCAUCUUCCUGGGCACCUUUGUGCGGGACAGCAUCGUGCUCCAGGGGGUCGACCCGUUUGGCUUCACGAGCUACAGCUGGCUCAUUGCCGCGUUCAUCAUGCUCAUUGCCAAGUCGACGCGGGUCAACGAGUGGCCGUGGCGGGAUUUCCUGCUGCGGCGCGUGACCUGCCGGUCCCUGAGCGAGCUGCACGCCGUCACGGGCGUCGACGAGCAGGACCUGCUCGCGUACCUCCUGACCAUGGAGUACGAGAACGUCCUGCGCACCUCGGGCCCGCACAACUCGGUCUUUAUGCGCCGCGCCGGCCCCGCCGAGGGCUUCUCGAUCGACGUCAAGCCCCAGAUGCGCACGCUGCUCGGCGCCGGCCUCAUCUUUGUCAAGGUCCUCCUCCGCAAGGAGCCCACGCUCGUCUGCCUCGACUUCCGCGCAGGGCUCAAGGAGGGCCGCAGCUCCAUCCGCCACAAGGGCACCCUCGAGCACACCGACAUCCACUGCCGCUAUCCCCCCGGCGCCGGCGAUCGUGUCCAGGACGUCGUGCUGAACCAGCAGCCGCGCCAUCUCGACCUGCACGGCCAGCAGUGGGACCGCAUCUUGGGGAUAUAUCACGACUGGGAUCGGAUGGUGCGGUGAUGUUGCGUUGGCCUGUUCUUGAUAAUGGGGACUUCAUGUGCUCCGAGUAUUUUCUUUUUUUAAUGAUAUUCAGUGGAUUGAUUGUAAAUCUGCCCAA